Messenger RNA from Ictalurus furcatus (blue catfish), 3070 nucleotides. RefSeq names its product glycerol kinase 5 (gene gk5). Bases 780 to 2378 code for a protein of 532 amino acids. The record is from RefSeq and is a predicted model, not a curated record. The transcript is spliced from 16 exons. Gene Ontology annotation, molecular function: glycerol kinase activity. Gene Ontology annotation, cellular component: mitochondrion. Lineage: Eukaryota; Metazoa; Chordata; Actinopteri; Siluriformes; Ictaluridae. Gene Ontology annotation, biological process: glycerol-3-phosphate biosynthetic process; triglyceride metabolic process; glycerol metabolic process.
UCACUUUCAUUAUUGUUUCUUUUCUUCAUUUUUUUUUAGUAAGCAGGAAGUUGGAGAUCAUAUAACGCGUCCUGUGAGGUAAAAGUGGACGAACAAGAGGAUUAUUCCGCUGAAUUCAGCCAUUUUAUGACCAAGUCUAGUCUAGGGAGUUGCAGCUUGGCGACAGAGAAGUUGACAGGGCGCGGGCGCGGGCGCUGCUUGUGUGCGGUCUGUGUUAUAACUGGCUAGCUAGCUUGUUGCUAAUUUACUUCCUUGUUUGAACUGUUUCUUUAUUCGGGUGUUUCCACAAGUGUUACUGGUUUAUACAAGCGCUAUUACACAUUACGACACACACGAGACAAUUCAGGAACAGAAACUAUGAGAGUGCCUGAGAAUUACGAAAUAUCUCGACAAAAAAAAAAAAAAGUUUUCCUCUAACUUGUAGUGGUGUGUAAAUUUGUAUUUCGUUUAAUAUUUAAUCAAUUUAUUUGGUCUACGACUCGAAAAUCAUUGGAAAGUUAAGAAUGAAACUUGUCUGCGGGUGACGUCACACGAGGCGCUUGUCCGGUUCGUGGCCAAUCAGCUACUCACGACAGUUACUCGCGUGCGCUCAGCCAAUCAGCUUCCGGGGACUCUUCGUCCGCGUGCCCGAAGUUGCCUCUGUGGAGCACAGGUCCUGAAGAGCGAAGUGCAGGAGAUAAGAGAAGAAAAAGAGCAAAUAUUUACCGUUAUUUCGAGGCAAUGCUGGUCAUCUUCGGUUCCCCGUUCUUGUAAGAGCGCUCUGUGUGUGUGUGUGUGUUAUGGGAACGCUGAGGAACGGCUGGACGAAGAGAGAGAGCUUCAUUCUCUCCGUGGACGUGGGAACGACCUCUGUGAGGUGCCAUGUUUAUGAUAAACACGCCAACAUCCGGGGAUCCUGCAGCCGAAAGGUACCUCUGCUGUACCCGGAGCGAGGCUGGGUGGAGGUGGACCCGGAGGAUCUGUGGCAGAGCUUCAUCAGUGUGGUGAAGGGAGCAGUGCACGACUCAGGUUUACAGAUGAGUCAGAUGGAGGCGUUAGGUAUCUCAACUCAGAGAGCCACCUUCACCACCUGGCACAGGAAGACGGGGAAACCGUUUCAUAACCUGAUUGGAUGGCAGGACCUGCGAACGGCCGAGAUGGCCAAGUCCUGGAACAACUCGUACACCAUGAAGGCAGUGCACGGUGUGAUGAAGAUGCUGCACUUCCUCAGCAGAUGGAAGCGUUUCCUGGCGGCAAGUCUGGUGGUCUUCACGCCGCAGCAUGUCUCCAUGCGUCUGGCCUGGGCUUUACAGCAUAUUCCUCAGCUGAAGCAGGCGGUUGAUGAAGGAACUUGUUGUUUUGGGACCAUCGACACAUGGCUGCUUUAUAAACUCACUAAAGGUUUGGUCCACGCUACAGAUUAUUCCAAUGCCAGCUCAACUGCCAUCUUUGAUUCCUAUCAGAUGUGUUGGAGCGGGUUUUUGUGUUCUCUCCUCUCUCUACCUCUCUCCAUUCUCCCCACGGUGCACAACACGAGUCACCAUUUUGGUUCCUCUGAUCCCGACAUCUUUGGGGUUUCUAUUCCAAUCAUGUCACUUAUGGCGGAUCAGCAGGCGGCCAUGUUUGGCGAGUGCUGCUUUGAUACUGGUGAUGUAAAGAUUACCAUGGGAACAGGAACAUUUAUGGACAUCAACACAGGGAACAAACCACACACGUCUGUAGCAGGCCUGUAUCCCCUGGUGGGCUGGAAGAUCGGCUCUGACGUUGUGUAUCUUGCUGAAGGAAACGCUGCAGAUACAGGAACCGCCAUCAGAUGGGCUCAGGAGAUCGAGCUGUUUACAGAUGUAAAUGAAACCUCAGCCAUGGCCAGCAGUGUGAGCGACUCGGACGGAGUGUGUUUCGUUCCCUCCUUCAGCGGCCUGCAGGUGCCGUUAAAUGACCCUAAAGCGUGUGCAGCAUUCAUGGGUCUGAAACCUUCCACCACUAAGAGUCACCUGGUGCGUGCCAUUUUAGAGUCCAUCGCGUUCAGGAAUAAGCAGCUGUUUGAUGUGAUGCUUCGGGAAACCCGAAUCCCCAUCACUAAAAUCAGGGCAGACGGCGGAGUGUGUAUGAACGACUUCAUCAUGCAGUUAAGCGCAGACCUGCUGGGGCGCAAAAUCUCACGGCCCACGCAUUUCGACAUGUCGUGUCUCGGGGCGGCGUUCGUGGCCGGGUUAGGAGUCGGUUACUGGAAGAGUAAAGAGGAGCUGAAGAAACUGCAGAUGACAGAGCGUCUCUUCCUUCCUCAGAACGUUAAAGGAGACACAGGAGGAGGAGGAGGUGGUGUGUAUAAACUAGUCCUGCAGAGCUGGGAGCAGGCCCUACAGCGCUCCAUGCACUGGUACAGCCACACGUCAUAACACACACACACACACACACACACACACACACACACACAUGCACGCACACACACACACAGUGCCAGACGGUUCAGUUCACUUGUGUUGUUUACAACCUGCCAUGAAGAAGAAGAAGAAGAAGAAGAAGAAGAAGAUGAUGAUGGUGAUGAAGAGCCAUGUUUUACUCUGACGUGCCUUAAAUGUAACACACCUCUGACCUGUUAGAUUUUAUUUCAUUUUGUAUAUUCACAGAGCGUCAGUCAGCAGUGUUUUACUUCUAAUUUCAUUCCCAAUAAAGGCUAAAAACAAGACAAAAAUUGUUGCUAAAAACAGAUUUAAUGAAAAACAGAGUAGGUUUAAAAGAUGAGAAAUACACCGUGGUUCGAUGAUUAAAAUCGAUUAAAAGUUCUCUCUUAUCUUAUCAUCUUAUUCAUACCGCCGAAACAAUGAUUAAAAUUUAAAGAUGUCGAUGAACCGUCAAGAUUUAAAAAGUGGUUUUUGGUAUUUCUGUCAAAAUUGUACUUAUUAGCAAGAAAAUGAAUCAGACCUGUUGUGUUUAAAUCUCAAAAAACGAGAGAACACUGGCACGGGGCUUCAUUUAUCGAUCUUUUGGUGAAGUGGGUGUAAAUGUGUGCGUAAGGCGAACUGACGGAUUUAUAAAAGUUGCAGAAACAUGGAUUUUAUUCGUAUUUAGCCGUAAAGUGCUAAGUGCG